UUUAAAAUAAAUGUCCUACAUAAACCUCUCUACUUUAGCCAAGCCUCAAGAUAUGAAAAAGUAUUGUUUGAAGAAAGAUAUGACAAUGACAAAGAGAAGUUCUAUAAUUCUCCUAGGAACCCAGAACGAGCAAAAAUAAGUUUUUAAGGUCUAAAAUUGGCUCACAGUAUCAGCCACCCAUGCUUCCAAUUAUGAUGAGAAAUAUGAACUACUCCUCAAAGGAGCUGGACAUGAAACUACAGAUGCUAAAGAAGCAUGAAAGAAUUAGUUCAAAAUCUUCAAUCAGGCAAAGGCAUAAAAGACCAAAAAGCAUGACUCUUUCACGCCACCAUACUCGCAAAUUGACUCAUUCAGAGCCUGAACAGCCCAAAAUGGUGAGUUUGCUCUACACAAUGAAGCGGAAGGAGUUCAUUACCGAGAAGACUAGAAGAAUGAAUAAAAGUAUGAGGUAUUGUAAAUAAGAUCUUAUCCAAAAUGCCGGGUAUCAUUGCUAUCCCAGAGCUAAAGAAAAGACUUCUUCUUGCUAAGAAGAAAACGAUCCAGAGAUCAAUCUCCCAUGAUAUCCACCAGAAGAUGAAAAGUGAAUGGAAUCAUAUCAAUUUGUCUAAAAUCAUUGACAAUGAUAUAAUGAUUAGAAAUAAACUCCUUAGAAAGCUUAAAAUAGAAAGGAAACCAAUUGUCAAAUAGCAACUAAAAUUUGGAACAUUCGUAAGGAGCCUAAUAUUCCUCUUUUUGGUGUGAUCCAUGAAGGUGAAGGUCUCUAUGAAGGAGGGGAAUAAUAUCUGCGUCAAAAGAGCAUUCAA
Moneuplotes crassus is the source of this 803-nucleotide messenger RNA. NCBI's taxonomy places the organism in Eukaryota, Ciliophora, Spirotrichea, Euplotida, Euplotidae. The record is from the annotation of a GenBank genome assembly.